AUGGGGUCCGAUCCACAGUACAUCAAGUACCCCGAACUCACUCUCGCCCAACAUGUCUUCAACCUCUCAAAUCCAGCAUGUUCCCAAGCAGUUCGACAGUCCUCACUCAAGACGCUCCAAGAUUCUAUCCUGGAGAAAAAGAUGGCUCCUCUCUACCGACAUCUCGCCCACCCUGUCGAAGGCAUCCUGAACCACUCUGCCGAAGGAGCUUCCCAGCAACCGCGUUCAUCAAGCGCCGGCAAGCCACUCAGCACACUUGCAUCGCGGAGAUUGUCACAGAAGAUAGAUUUCCCGUGGGACGAAUCUUUGUAUCAGUCAUUACUGGAAGAGAACCGAAAGGAGCUGGAGACCUGCCAGAAGGAAGAAGACGAGGCAGAAGAAGCGGCCGGGGAGACAGAAGUCCAGGCCGCCCGCGGGAAGCGUGCUGAAUUCUGGGCGCGAGUGGGAGAUAAGGAUAAAGCGAUCGAGUCACACGAGGCCCUCCUAGAAAAGACGACAUUCCUUGGAACCAAGAUAGACCUAGUGCUUGCCAUGAUCCGAAUCGGGCUUUUCUUCGGCGACAGUCUGUUUGUUAAGAAGAAUAUUGAGCGGGCGGAUACUCUGGUAGAGACUGGCGGCGACUGGGACCGGAGAAAUCGCCUGAAGGCAUACAAGGGCAUGCACCUCCUCACUAUUCGAUCUUACAGCACCGCCGCUCCUCUGCUUCUUGACAGCUUGUCCACCUUUACGAGCUACGAACUAUGCAGCUACUCUGCUUUGGUCAUUUAUUCCGUUCUUACCGGCUCUCUAUCCCUCAAGCGCGUUGACUUCAAGGCCAAGGUAGUGGAUGCUCCUGAGAUUAAGGCUAUUCUUGGAUCUGGCGAGGACCGAUUGGCUGCUCUUACUGGCGAAAUUUCUUCCGGUCCUGGUGCCCAAGACGCAGAAAUGAAGGAUGCUUCCGCUUCGGGUACUAAAACCGCAGUCAACUUGACUGCCUUCAGUGGUCACUCUGGCGUCCAGGCCGAGGCCGAAGCGCCAGUGGACUUCGCCCCUCUAUCCAACCUGGUCAGCAGCUUGUACAACGGCAACUACCGGUCAUUUUUCCUAGCUCUUGCAGCUGUAGAGGAUAAUUUCUUGACCCAGGACCGAUACCUCUACGAACACCGCGCUUGGUUUGUGCGUGAAAUGAGGCUCCGUGCUUACCAGCAACUUCUCCAGAGUUACCGGGUUGUCGGACUGAACAGCAUGGCCAAUGACUUUGGAGUCACUGUGGACUUCUUGGACCGGGAUCUUGCCAAAUUUAUCGCAAGCAACCGAAUUGCAUGCACCAUUGACCGGGUCAACGGUAUCAUCGAGACCAACCGACCGGACGACAAGAAUAAGCAGUAUGCCGAUGUGGUGAAGCACGGUGACGCCCUCAUCACCAAGCUGCAGAAGUACGGCCAAGCGGUACGUCUGCGUGGAAGCGAGCGAAGCUAG
This is a messenger RNA of Aspergillus ochraceoroseus IBT 24754, 1458 nucleotides long. RefSeq names its product proteasome regulatory particle lid subunit RPN7. The transcript has 3 exons. The record is from RefSeq and is a predicted model, not a curated record. Bases 1 to 1458 code for a protein of 485 amino acids. Gene Ontology annotation, biological process: proteasome-mediated ubiquitin-dependent protein catabolic process. Lineage: Eukaryota; Fungi; Ascomycota; Eurotiomycetes; Eurotiales; Aspergillaceae. Gene Ontology annotation, cellular component: proteasome regulatory particle.